AUGAGUUAUCCCGGUGCAGCUCCGCCUCCUGAAGGCGUUAUCCCUGACCUUGCUCACCCGCAAGAUGUCCUGAGGACUGUGAAUUAUGUCACACAAGGCUUGACAAUCUUCUUUGUCUCCAUCUUUGUUGCCAUACGAUUCUAUGCGAAAACCAGAGUGCUGGGAGGCAGUUUUACACCAGACGACUAUGCGACCUACGCGGCUUAUGUGCUUAUGUUGGGAUACUGUAUCACUGCAUGCUUUGCCGGGGCACAUGGCGGAGGCCUGAAUAUAUGGGAAGUGCCAAAGGAAGAGGUUGAGAAAUACUUUCAGGUAACAACCGCAUCCUUCAGCAUCUUGCGUGGAAAGCUAACGUCUGGUUCAAAGUCUUGCUAUGCCGCCACCAUCUUCUAUGCCCCGAUGGCCAUGACCGUCAAGCUGGCCCUGCUCGUCAUCAUCAUCCGUGUCUUUGGAUCCGUCCACCGGCGAACCCUGAUCGGAAUCUACAUCUUCAUUGGCAUGAUUGUCGCAUACUAUGUCUCCGGCUUCUUCAUCAAAAUCUUCAUCUGCUGGCCCAUUAGCGCGUAUUGGACAGGAGAUGCCAGCAAAUGCAUGAACCAGAGCGCCAUUGUCACGGCCGACUCCAUCAUCAGCGUCAUCAGCGACUUGGCCAUCCUGCUGCUUCCGACACCCCUUACCUGGUCGCUCCAACUGCCUCGACGAAAGCGCCUUCGCGUUACUGGACUGUUGUGUGCUGGAGGAGUUGCUACGGGAUUUAGCAUUUACAGAUUGGCCAUGAUUGUUGACCAACGAAACUCUACCAAUAUGACCAUGGUUUUCAUCAAGGUUAUUCUGUCAGGAAACGCCGAAGCGGGCAUUGGCUUGAUAUGCGCCUGUCUCCCGGCCGUCAGCGCCCUCUACGUCCAACGCACCCGCGGUUCUUCAUACUUUAAAAACCCUGGCCACUCCAGCGUCACCGGCCGCGGCGAAAUCAUGCUGACGCGAUCAUAUCACGUCGACCGAUCGGCCGUGGACAAGGACGUGGACGAGAGCGCCCUCGAGCUGGGCCACGACGAGACAGGACUCGUGUCUAACAUGGAGGCCCAGGUCAAAGCCAAUGCUGCGGAGAGCCACCACUCCAACCGAUCCGAGGAGACGCUAUGA
Molecule: messenger RNA, 1143 nt
Organism: Trichoderma aggressivum f. europaeum
Lineage: Eukaryota; Fungi; Ascomycota; Sordariomycetes; Hypocreales; Hypocreaceae
Exons: 6
Coding region: 1-1143 (380 amino acids)
Source: RefSeq, a predicted model, not a curated record